Xenopus tropicalis (tropical clawed frog) is the source of this 5899-nucleotide messenger RNA. RefSeq names its product LIM domain containing preferred translocation partner in lipoma (gene lpp). Lineage: Eukaryota; Metazoa; Chordata; Amphibia; Anura; Pipidae. The coding region runs from base 379 to 2223 and encodes 614 amino acids. Gene Ontology annotation, cellular component: anchoring junction; nucleus; cytoplasm. The transcript has 13 exons. The record is from RefSeq and is a predicted model, not a curated record.
GUUUGGGACAUGUGAUCAGGGAGAAGCCGGGGUCCCUUCCCUAUGUUCCGGAAAGCCAAGAUGGUGACCAGUGGGAAGUUUUUAUGCUAAGCAGGGAACUUUAAAGUGACACCAGCCUAAGAUUUUGCCACUUUCUUACACUGUAUGUGACAGUGGCGUAAGGUUUAGUGCCCCCGUUAUUCUGGAUCUCCAUUUAAACUGACUGUGAAGUGGUUGCAGAGAGUAGAAGGCAGAGAGGGGCUUACAACCACCGACUUCUCUAGAAAUUGCCAAACUACAUCUUCCAUCUUGCUUACAUCAGCUUUUGUACAGUUAGAGUAAGUGGAACGCAGAGCCUCUCUCUCUCUUCAGAAGUUUGCUUCUUCCUCAGAGUCAAAGAUGUCUCAUCCAUCAUGGCUUCCACCAAAAAGCUCCGGAGACAGUGCUGGACAUGUGACUGCAAGAAUGGAGACCACUCAGGGAUUUGGUGCUCCAAGUAUUUCUGUGUCUACUCAACAGCCUCCUAAGAAGUUUGCUCCAGUUGUUGCUCCAAAACCUAAAUACAAUCCAUACAGAGGUGGACAGUCGGAGGGAAGUGAUGGGGAUUUUCCUCCACCUCCACCACCGCCUCCUGAGGAGAAUCUUCAGCCCAUGCCUACACUUGGUAACCUCCCUCCUCCGCCAGUUCCUGAUGAAGCAAUGUUUAAUGUUCAGAUAAACACUGGCGGGAAGACGAUAGAGGAACGACGGUCAAGUUUAGAUGCUGAGAUUGAUUCUCUUACUAGUAUUCUUGCUGACUUGGAAAACAGUUCACCAUACAAGCCACGUACCCCACAGGGCCCUGGGAGCAAUACUGGUACACUGACUCAUCCAUCAGCUGGGACUCCAGUGACUGGCCAUAAAAGAAUGAUUAUCCCUAACCAGCCUCCCCUUACCGCAACUAAAAAGUCUGCAACCAAACCUCAGCCACAGUCUACUUCCCAGCCUGCCCCAGCAGGGUCUCCAGGAGCACAGAGGCCUCAGCCUGUGCCUGCACCUUAUGCAACAGCCUCUACUCCUAGUCGGCCUACUUUCAAUGUUCAGGUGAAAUCUGCACAACCAAGCCCACACUUUGUGCCACCUGGCCCACAGCUAGGCCAGAACUACAGUCCUGCUCCCAAUCAGUACUAUGCUCCUCAGCCAACCCGCUCACCUGGACCGAUGCAAUAUGCCCCUCAACCACGUGGGCAGGAAUAUAUUCCUCCUCCGCCUGCACGCUAUGUAGAGCCUGGAUAUGGCUAUUCACAGGGUAAUCAGUCGAAAUAUCAAGACCCGUACUAUCAGUCUGUACAAGGUUAUGGUGGCAGGAAUGGGUCCGAGGUACCCUAUACCCAGCAAGGAGGAUGGAAACCAGAACCUGCUUACAGUCCUAUACCUGCAGUAGGCCAACAACCAGCAGUGGGCCAACAACCUGCAGGGUCUUAUCAGCCUCCAAACACUAAAAAGACGUACAUCACUGAUCCACCCUAUAUUCCACCACCACCUCCCCAGCCAAAGGGACCUUAUCUAGCCCAAGCCUCUUCUCUAAGGCCUGAGGAUGAACUGGAGCGCCUCACUAAAAAGAUGCUGUAUGAUAUGGAGAACCCUCCCUCUGAGGAAUAUUUUGGACGCUGCUCCCGCUGUGGUGAAAAUGUGGUAGGUGAAGGCACUGGGUGCACAGCAAUGGACCAAGUGUUCCACGUAGAGUGCUUCACCUGCAUGACUUGCAACAGUAAGCUGCGUGGGCAACCAUUUUAUGCUGUGGAGAAGAAGGCCUUUUGUGAGCCUUGCUACAUACGUACCCUUGAGAAGUGCAGCGUCUGUGCCAAGCCAAUCAUGGAGAGGAUCCUGAGAGCCACAGGGAAGGCCUAUCACCCUCACUGCUUCACUUGUGUGGUGUGUUUCCGUAGUCUGGAUGGGAUUCCUUUCACUGUCGAUGCUUCUGGACAGAUUCAUUGCAUUGAGGAUUUCCAUAAGAAAUUUGCUCCCAGGUGUUCUGUGUGUAAGGAACCCAUUAUGCCUGCUCCUGGCCAGGAGGAGACCGUACGUAUUGUAGCUUUGGACCGUGACUUCCAUGUGCAGUGUUACCGCUGUGAGGACUGUGGGAGUCUUCUGUCUGAAGGGGAGAAUCAAGGCUGCUACCCCCUGGAUGGGCACAUCUUAUGCAAGGCCUGCAAUGCUGCACGUAUUCAGGCUUUAACUGCCAAGUCUAGCACUGACUUGUGAAUGAGACGCACCUCAACUUGAAUGUAUAGAGAAGCAUUGAGGAUGUUCCUAUCUACCCCCAUGGUCUUCUGCCUUCCAUGUCCAAACUGUUGUAGGCAGAUAUAUCCAGCUAUUGUAAACCUCUCUUCUCAACCAUAUAUUAAAAGCCAAUGUUUUCUAGUUAUUUAGUUCAUUUACAGCACUAAAGGUUAUAAUGCAUCUCAUUUUAACCCCUUUCAGUCCAAGUGGAAAGUAUCACAGUAUAUGAAACAAUCACCUCUAGCUAUGAACUUGCUAAAUGUCCUUGUUUUAUCUUUACUUUCAUGGUCAAACUCUGCUUCACUGCCUAUCUUAUAUCCUUGAAACCAAUAAUGCUGCUUCUGCGUUUGUUCACAAAAUACCAGCAGUGCAUUUUAUAUGGUCACCCUUUUGUUUUGUAUCACCUAGAGAAAAGUUUGCUCCUGAGAUACAGUCCAUGGGUAUGAGAGCAAUACAGUAGCAUGCACACAUGUUAGAGUCAUUGGCUGGAUUUUCUUACAUAGAACUAAAUUACAACAACAGAUUUUAUGUCAGAGAUGAAGGGACAUAUUUACUUCUAGCUCUUUUUGGUUUCCUUUCAUAGCUUUGCUCCUCAUAUAUAAAACUAUGGCCAUCUUUCUUAUAUGAUUUGAUGUUCUUUAUCAGUUGUAUGUGGUUAUGAAUAUGCAAACAGACACAGUAGCACUAUAUAAUGAUUUAUGGAAUAGUUUUUGAUUGGACUUAAUGAUCCAGAGAUAUGCAGAAAUAACUGUGUGCCUUAAAAUGACAUAGUCCUGUAGUUACAGUAUCUCACUGAGGCUGAAUUUAUGGAUUGUGUCCCAAAUAGAUAUUUAGUAAUGCCGACUUGGUGUUGGGCGAUGGAAGACUGAUAUUCUAUAGACUAUGGUCACGCUGCAGAGCAUUGGUGAGUCCGUUGCUGCAGAAAGUAAGUUUGGGACCAGAAUUGAACUUUAAUAUUUCACUAUUAUUUGUACUUUUGGUACCUGUUAAGGGCUUAAUAUGUUGGUGAAUUUUUUGUUGACUGCUUUUAAUGGAAAUGAUAGCUCGCUACCAGGAAGUCAUUCUGCAACUAUCUCUUUCUAAUAACAAGUCCAUAAAUGCAAAUAAACUGAGCUCAGCAGCCACCUUUAUGCCCUCACCCAGUUUCUUGCAGUCAGGAAAUGGACAGAUUAUUAUAGGCAGCAAUAGAAUGUUUUAGAAAGAUGAACUACAGCUCAAAGAGCAUGGCAUGUAACAAUAUAUUAAAGAACUAAUAUAUUUUUUGUACACGGUUUCAUUGUUAGAAUAAGAAAAAAGUGCUAAACGUGCCAAUAUAUAUUCCUUCUUUAUGCAUAAUUUAUAUGUAGUAGGUAUCUUCUGCUUAGACUUGGAGAGUAUACUGAACGGUGCCACUAUAAUUGCCUUUGACCAUUCAUAGUUACUGUAGAUCCAUUCAGGCCUUGGUGAAUCCUUGUGUACAGACUCCUUUUUAUGUUUAGCCAAGACACAGGGUUUACAAGGAAAGUGCUCCUCCAAUAUGGCUGAAUCUUAAUCAAGUUUGUACCUAUGUGUUGUGAUUGGGAUUGUUGUGUUUUUCCAAUGCCGCUGUGUUCUUGAAAGCGUGGCAGCAGGUGGUAAUGUUCUGAACAUUUUGUGCCCACCUGAAAAGGAACCAGAGCUCCCUGGAUGUUUGUUAUUUGGUCAACCAAUGGCUAAAAAUAUAGCUAUAUAUUCAGAGGCUGAAAAGAUUUCUGUGGAAUUUAUUGGAAUUACUGCAAUUUUUUUUAGCGUGUACGUUAUGUUGGUUUGUGUGCCACAAGGCAGAUGGAGGAUAGUCUAACUUUACAAAAAGCCACAUUUACACUAUAUAAAUACUGUAUAUACUUAUAUCUAUGCACACUAAAGCAGCCAAAUUCAUGUUCAAAAGCACUUAACAAUAGAGCACACCAUCUUAUGGGAAGAUUGUCGUCUCAUUUAAUUGUGACUGCCGAUAUUCUUGCUGUCUUGAACCCAAAAUACUGCAGUUGAGAUGGCUGGCAGCUCUGUUCCGGGUAUAAUGGUACAGACGCAAUCACACAGCUUGUAGGGCAGAGCUGCUGGCAUGGGAAAUCUCUGGGCACCACCAAGGCUCUGUGUAGAAGGGAGACACUGAGUUGCUUACAGGUACAGCUGGGACUGCACGGCUGAGUUUUUAGUAUCAGACCAUGUGGCUCCUGGUCCUGCAGCUGAACAGUCCUGAACAAGUGAUUUAACCAUAGUAAAGGAAAUAAUAAUUAGCCGACUGUCACUGUUUGCCAAACAUACAGGUACAGGGGCAAAGGAGCGGGUCAAUAGAUGCCAGUGGCAUUUCAUCUUUUACAAUAUAAUCUCAAGGAAACAGAUAUAACUGCACUUUAGUCAGAGCUCCAGUCCUUUCACAUACUGCUAAAAUUGUGCAGUUUGUCCACUUUCCACUUAUCCACAAAAUCCAUGUAUAUGCAGAAUUCCCCAGUCACCAAAGUAUAUCAGCACAAUAGGUUACUGGGCCUUAUGCUCAAGAAACAUCCAGUUUAUUUUCAGCAGGCGCAAAUGCUAUAACACUAAGCUGGAACCCUUAUUAGCUCUGCCAAUACUUGGGAAGUGUUGCCUAUAUGUGGCAAUGUCCCUUAUCCAGCAACAACAUAGUCACACUUGUAUUAUAGAGGUUCUGUCUCCUUCAGUAGUUGUUUUAAAAAUGUCUCCAAUUGUCAUAAUAUUUAAGAGAACUCUGUUCCCCCCCUUUUAAAUACACCUUUUAACUCACAAAUCAUGUGGUGACAGGUAUUAUGGUCUUAGAACCCUUCUGCUAUUCUGAUCUGGGGAAGAGGCUCGCUUAGUUUUAGAACGACUUCUACACGGAUGUGCCACUGUCAGCACUUGGUUUUUAUAUAUUGUCCUUGCAGUGUUCAGUAGGUUUCUAUGGACACAUUGCCUGACCAUCCCUUUGUAUCCAGGGGGCCUCUCAGGAAACCAUUUCAACCCCAUCAGUCUGUUCAGACAGGAAAUUCUGUCAUGUGAUGCCUCCAUAAAUGUGAGUGGGGAGUCAUAGACCCAGAAGUUAUAAGGGUUCCACCUCCCUCCUGCUUGCUUUCUUUUAAAAUUUGCUUUUCCCCAUAGGAACAAUAAUUGGUUAAGUGCAAUAUGUCCUUCUACAUCUGUAGCUAAAGCACAAUUAAUUGCCCACGGGCUAAACAAGCCAGGACAAUAGAAUGGCCCAUGUGUGUGCGGCAAAAAGAAAGUGCAGGAAGGGGAGCAGAACCUCAUUCAGGAGUCAGCCUUAUGCAGGAAAAACCAAAGAAAUUGGAAACAAACUUGCAUUUGUAGAUUUUAUUUUAUUCUUAACAUUUCCUAAAGAAAAUGUGCGCGUCAGUCAGCAACAGGAGCACCGGGGCUUCGCACUGGGUCUUCUCAUAGACGCUAAGUGGCAUCUUUAUUAGAGCGCUGAGCACAAUGUGCUGGGAAUAAUGCAUUCAGUUGCUUUCACUUGGGUAGGAAAUGAUAUUCUAAUCAAUGAAACUGCAUUCGAGAUCAAAAUUACAAUCAGUUCUCUCUGUAAUGUUCUAAUCUGAUUUUAUACUCUAAGAAUUUUUUUUUAUCUAGAAUUGUUUUUCUGAUAAACAAUAUGCACAAUGCUUCACAUUAAAUUUUGUAUUUGCAUUAA